This is a messenger RNA of Betta splendens (Siamese fighting fish), 6061 nucleotides long. RefSeq lists its product as uncharacterized. Bases 2834 to 5512 code for a protein of 892 amino acids. The transcript has 16 exons. Gene Ontology annotation, molecular function: protein binding. The record is from RefSeq and is a predicted model, not a curated record. Lineage: Eukaryota; Metazoa; Chordata; Actinopteri; Anabantiformes; Osphronemidae.
CACCCCACUGCGCUUCUCAAGCUCUUAGGUAUCAGCCAUGGGGGGAAACAAAUAUGCAAAUAUUUGCCACACUUGGCUCCACUUCCCAGAGGUUCGGUGGCGGCGAGCGCAAACAGGAAGACACACGUAAGCAAAAUGGACCCGAUUCCGCGAUGUGUUGAUUCAUCUGUUGAAUCGAGGACUCAACAUGCUCGGCUGAACAUGCUUAUUUUGGCAGACCCCCCCCCUUCCCCCUGUUGUUGCAUUAAGAAUGCCACUGCCUUGUUUGGCCCUCUGCGGCUGCUCAAAAUCCACAAUAACACAAAGGAGGUUGUCUUCAUUCGUCCCGGUUUCACAGGGAGAAAUGACAUUCCUGACUCAUGCUGAUGUCUUGCCCAGUAAAUGUGAUUACAGAGGUUGAAGCGCUCUCCUCUUCUGUGAGUUAGAGCGGAGAGAAAGCCUCUGUGUCUAUCUUUUUGUUUAAUGAGUGCGUGUGUGUGUGUGCGCUCGGCCCAAAAGGGUCGGGUUCCUCUCGGACCCAGCGCUCGCCCACAGAAACACCACAGGAAGCGUUCAAUGAGUCUCAGAGUCCCGGGACCGAGCGAGAGGUGUCGGCGUCGGAGUGAAGCCCUCCCAGUUGGGGGGGGGGGGGUGAUGUUGGCUGCGCAGCCGUGUGGGGGCCGUCCGCAGGCAGAAGCACACGGAGCAUGCUCAGAUCCUGUGACGGAACUCACAGAAGAAGAGAACCCGCACUUACAGACAAACAACUGGAGCUGUUUGAAAAAGUGUCACCCCGACAGUGGACACCAGCGGGUUUCCAUGUCUGCCUCCUCCACGCCUCCCACAGACGGCCCCGGGCUGUGGCAGCUGUGGAGCAUCCAUCUCUGCCCGCUCUGUCACUUAUACUGUCUCUCGAAGUUCAUCAUAAGGAAAUCAUUUCUCAUAAGGCGGGCGCUGAGGCCACUAAUGUUCAGACAUAUCAAACACGACUCGCAUGAAGCAGACGGAACAGUGAUCCUACAUCUAUCUUUCUGCUCUCCUAAGGCCUGUGUAUAUUCAAACAUCAUGUAAGAAGGAUUAGGGCAAAACUUGAUAUUCUGGCGAACGCCAGAUGAAGAUAUCGUGAAAGCUGGCCUCACUGGUCUGCGAAUUAAAAGCACUUGUGUGGUUUAACUUUCUCCAGACUUGUGAAUACCAAAGAAGGCCGUUCUAGGAAGUGGUGGGUUCUGGUUUAUGUCCCGUCGGUGUUUUGCAGCUGCUCUCUACUGCCCCCCGAUGUUGAGCGUGCGGCACUGACCAGCAUUACACCACUGGCCCCCUGGUUUCUCCCUUUUAACAAUGCACAAUAAUUACCAACAGACCCUCACACUAGUUCUCAACAACGCAGAACCGUCAAAUUUACAUAGAUUACGGUUUUGUCCUCUUGAAUUCUUGAUUCCAAGAAAUGGCUUGCAGCUGUCUUUAAGUGGGAGUUUCCUUUUCUAAUGUGCGUGCCCCUCACCUCGCUAAAGGCACUGUAACAUGCGUCCUGGCCUCUGAGACCGGCCGUGUCAGCGCGAUGAGCUCAUCUCAUCUGCCACCAAUUGCGAGGACAGGUUGCUCGCUCCGUAUCAGCUCCUCUCGCAGUGGGAACCGUCAUGUGGGUCCGUGAGUGACAUGGGCAUAAAGGCACUUUUCACUCCACUACAAAGGCUCUUCAACCAUGCACUAAGUCUGUCAAUAGUCAACCGGCCUCCCACUGAAAUUGCCUCAAGGUGCUGUACUUUGUGCCUGGCAAUAGAGUCUUUCAGGAACUUUUCUACCUGAAAAGCUCAGGGAAAACACAAUGAUCUAAUUUUGUGUAUAUUUGCUGCCAGUAUGUCCUACGGGAAAAUGUUUAGUGUAAUUAGAGAACAGUUACUGCAAGUUAAAAGCCUAAUUACAGUGAUUUUGUACGGUCAGCUUCCAUUCACUGAUCACGCCGGUGAACUGGGUAAUGCAAUACAUUAGAACUGGAAGCUAGGACGUCGGACAGCUGCAAUAACCUGAGGAGCUUUAAGAAAGAGGCUUAAGUUCCUAAUGACUGACUAACAGAAAUGAAAGAAAGUGGGAAACGUAAAGUCAGGUUUCCAGGAGCAAACAGCAGCAGCUUGGUUUCACCACGACGAGAUAACGCAGGUUACAGUACCAGCAGCGCCGGAGGGGCAAUUAUUGCCAUCGCCUCGCUGUCACGUUAUGGGCGUGAGAAAAAACCCGUUGAUAUCAUCUUUUCGCCCGAGCCCUCGCUGUGGGUGGCGUGGCAGCGCGCCUUAAUCUGAUGCGCAGCGACUCACCGCGUAGCGCGGGGCAGGACCGGGCCUGUGGAAUGAAGGAAGUGUCACCUGACGCCAUGGGGGCUGCACUGAGAACGCAUCCGUCGGCCCAUAUUCUCACCUGUUUCCAAACAUGCUGCUCACGCUGUGAGCUCAUGACAGGUGACCCACAGAGAACCUGUACACGGAGGUAAUAAUAAUAAUAAUAACACAAUCACAUGCCCCCAUGCAUAAACACAGCCAUUGGACAUGCACACCUAUUAUUAGCAUCCCUUCCAUAUAUUGUAAUGCAUGUCCACAUGCAUGUAUGCCUGGCGUAUCUGGCCCCUCGAGUCCACAAUGAUGCUGCUUAGCAUAUCAAAGCUGCUGAGUGUCCACCUGACCCUGAGAGCAUUCAUUAACGCCCUUUGUUCACUCUCCUAAGCAACACAUGUCGCAGAUGAGCGUUUCUGUUCUGUAGCGUCUCCGCUGCAGCCUGUGCGGACGUUUCCCUUCUCCCCGAUGGGCCUGAGGACGGGCCUUCGGCCGCAGUGAGGGGUGCGUGCUGCCCGGGAGCCCCCGCUAUGGCGCACGCUAACGAUGCUAACGGGCAGAGGCCCUGCGCGCGCCCGUGGCGGCGGCGGUGGUGGUGGAGGAGCGCUCGGCGCCUUUCGCGCCGGCUCUUUCGCUGCCGGUGUUUGUGCCGCGAGGCGAAGGAGCCUCUGCGGGGGCAGGAAAAGCGGAUUAACGGGGGCCCGCGGCAGCUCGGCGCGGAUAGAUGGGGAUCAGGUGAGAAGGAGGCCGUCCAGAUUACUGUGGAGGAUCUGGGGAUAGUUAACUGCAGCUUCGUCCUGUCUGAAGAGGACCCCCUGACCCGGAGGACCAGCGCGGCCCGCUCAGCCGGCUCGGGGUCCGCCUGCCACACAGCUGAGAAAAAGAAACACAGACCUCUGGGUUCACUCCCUUUACAGCUCCAGGCUGAACCUGCCACGACUUCUACCAGUGGAGAAGAUGGUGAAGAUGAGGAGGAGGAGGCUGAAAGUCUGCUGACACCACCUGUCAUUAAUCUCAUCCCUCCCACCCCCUCCGACGUCGUUAACGACCGCUUUUUUAAUAACUCAGAGGAGAGUGUGGCGCGUAGAUCUGGCAGCGAUGGAAGCCCUGCUCCCACUGAGCGGAAGAGCGAUGGGGAAAAGACGGAGAGUGAGGAGGCAGAGGACUCAACGGAGGGACGCAGAGAGGCCGGGAACGAUGCUGGAGCGGACGGUGGUGCUGAGGCGGGAGGGGGCCCGGGGCACGAGGGUGAGGAGGACAGAGGGGAUGUGCCACGUAGCUCCUACCAGGUGGCUCCUCUGCCCGAAUACCCGCAGAGAAAGAGCUUCAACACUGGAAUAAACCUUUUAUCAUUCACUGAGCUCAACUUGGACGACCUGAGCGGCGGCGACCGGCCGUGCGCCGACAUGGUGGCGACUGACGUGCGCGGCCUCCAUCCCGCUGCCAGCGCGCGGGCCUCUGCUCACCGAAGGACACCCGUAACUCACUCCAGCCUCCUUGGGGAAACAUUGACCAGGAGCGCCACAUUCCACGGAUUAACCCAGGCCACGGCGCAGCGCCAGGAGGAGGGGUCGCCGCGGCAACGACGCAUAACCGUGGCGUCGUACAUGCCUCAGCCCCGGGACCAGAAUGGAAACUUCCCUGAGAAGGACGCAGACGAGCGCGCGACCAAACCUCUCAGGGAGCUGAGCACCGACGGACUCUGCCGGUGGUUUACCAGCAUUGGACUGGAGAGAUGCCUCCCUUUCAUCAGGGAAGCCAAACUGUGCGGCGCAGACAUAGCAUCAGUCGACGCCAACACUCUGGACAUCCUCCACGUCACCACGCUGGAAGACAGAGAGCAGUUACUGUCGGCCAUUUAUGCCGAGCUGCACCCUCCCAGCACCACCAGCCAGAGACUGGACUCUCUGCUGGAAACAUUAGGCCCCAAUCAUGUGGAGACUUUCGCCGCCACGCUGGUGUCCAUGAGCAAGUCCAGGUCAUCGCCUCACGUGAGCUGCCUGAGUCUGAACCGACGUUCCCUCAAAGUCAGGAACAACAGCCAGAGCUGCAACACACAGCUGAUAGAGGUCACUGUCACGGCGUCAGAGAGAAUAGUUCAUCUCCGGACCCCAAAGGAAACGACCGUGGGAAAGAUCAUGGACUCGUGUAUCAAAAUGCUGGGAGCGACAGAGGACAAGUGUCUGUUCACGCUGAGAGAAAAGCACAGCUCAUUGGAGGAACUGAUGCCGGACCAGCAGGUUGGGGGUCUACUGACGUCGGCAUCAGACAACGCACAAGUGGAGCUGCUCCUGUGUAAACUGGAGAAACCAGCGAGUCCUGACUCUUCAAAGAGUCCAGACGUCGACAGCGCCAAUGAAAAUGGCAGCAGCGACACAACCCUUCAGUCAGAUAAAGAAAAGAGGAUCAGAGAGUUGAAACAACAGGUGGACUCGCUCCAAAACGUCAUCCUUCAGGUCCAGGAGCUCCACCUCAGCCUGGUAGCGUUUUGCUCAGAGCUGAAAAGCAUGGACGGAGACGUGAACGCGGACGAGCUCGGCGCUGACGAGCUGCAGCGGAGGCUGGAGUUGGUCCAAAGCCGAGUGAGCGACAAGAAGCAGAGCCUGCGAACCCUCCGAGACCACAUCAGCAGAUCGGCUGCUCACAAGACCAACCAGCUGGAAGUUCAUCUCCUGGAAAAGAUGAAGUUGAACUGCCAGGUGUUCAAGGAGGAAAUCUCCCUGGUGCAUCUCAACCGACAGGUGGCUCAGCUCCAGAGCGCUCUGGACGAAAGCACAGCGAAGGAGAAGAGCCCGGCCGUCUGCAGCCUCGGCCAGCUGGUGUCGCCCCGGCGUCCGGCCAUGCUGCUGGUGGUGCAGGAGAAGCGGCGGCCCGGCGGCCAUUAUGGCUUCACGUGCCGCUACAGAGAAGGCGGGGGGCUGGUGGUGGUGGAGGUGGACGACUCCCACCUCUGCGUUGACGACAGACUGGUGGAGGUGAAUGGGACACUGGUGGUCAACUGGACGCAGGAAGAGCUGACUCAGCAUCUGCUGCAGGGACCCAGUGCUCAAGUCGUGGUCCUGCGCCAGCCCCCGCCCACAGGCUUAUCCCAGCAGCAGCCUCCGCUCCCGCAGCACAUGGUCCACCCUGGUCCCGCGAAGACAGCCUGCCAAGAACAGGAUCAAGUCGCCAUGGCAACCCCUCCACGGCGGAGGUUGAUGGCCAUCUGACUAUACAGUACGAAGAGCACACAUACUGUAGAUUUGAUGAGGAUGGAGGAAAUAGUUAGUUCUUUUAACAUGUCUCCCCGCGUGAAGUGAAUGUUGUUUUUAUUUAUUUAUUUAUUUAAUGUUUUCUGUAACAAUAAACCUUUUUAGUAGAUUUUUAAUUUUCGUUUUUCAUGAAGAAGGCUACUACAGUACAGUACAGUACAAACAUAAGCCUGUCCUAUAGCGUUGUCUUGGCCUAAUGUAUAAUUCAUAUAUAAGUCUGUGGAGAAUUAUUUAUUCGAAUUGUAUUAACUCUGCAUACUCUCCCUACACCUUCCUAAAAUGAAGAACUUGAAAACAUGUGGUGCAGAGGCACAUCCUUUGUAUGGUGUCUGCCAGCUUUCUCUUUGCAGAUUAAACUUUAAGAUGGUCUGGAUUAGUGUUCAGAGCAUAGAUUUCUACAAAAAAAAAUGACUCACGUCUCCCCUUUGUAUGUUGUAAUGUAAUCCACUGUGCUGUAGGAAUAAAGCCUUGGGCCCGGAAAUGCCUCAUUUCUCAGCCUUGUUCUCC